CACGCAGGAUGAACUUUGGCAGUCGGAGAAUCAUAAUCGGAGACAAUUUCCGAAUUCCCCUCCUUUUGAUGGAUGGCCAAUAACGUAUACGAAAUCAAGAUGGCGGUUUCAAGAGAAUCAAUUACACGAGGACCGGGUUGGCCAAGAAGGACGUCCAGCGUUACGAAUUAUCCAAUACAAACAUCGAAUAACUAUUCUAUGGACAGGACUGUCAGAUUAUAUCCGUUAACAAAUUACACGUUUGGCACCAAGGAGGCACUGUAUGAAAAAGAUAGUUCUGUGUUCACAAGAUUUCAAAGAAUGAGAGCUGAGUACGACAAGUUUGGAAUGAGAAAAACGGUUGAAGGUGUUCUUAUUGUCCACGAACAUGGUUUACCUCAUAUUUUAUUGCUUCAACUUGGAACAACUUUCUUUAAAUUACCUGGUGGAGAAUUGAUGCCUGGUGAAGAUGAGAAUGAAGGACUAAAACGAGCCAUGACUGAAAUUCUUGGUCGACCUGAAAACAUGAGUGAUAUGGAUUGGACAAUUGAAGACAGUCUAGGUAGCUGGUGGCGACCAAAUUUUGAGGCACCUCAGUAUCCAUAUAUUCCAGCACAUAUCUCAAAACCGAAAGAACAGAAGAAGUUAUUUUUAAUGCAACUUGGAGAGAAAGCAAACUUUGCUGUACCUCGAAACUAUAAAUUGGUUGCUGCUCCUCUGUUUGAGUUGUUUGAUAAUGCACCUGGUUAUGGACCCAUUAUAGCUAGUCUUCCUCAAUUACUUAGCAGGUUUUCGUUCUUAUACAUGUAGAAAAAUGAAGUUUUAUUUCCCCAUGAUGGUAACAACAACAGAAUAACGAGGCUAUCGUAGAGUACACAUAGCCACAAUGAAAGAUUGACAAUUGCUAAUGUUUCCAAAUACUUAGGAUGUUUACUGAAAAAAAGUUUGAGAAAUAAAUUAUUGUACCGGAUAUUUUAUUGUUGAAACAUAUUGAGAAACGAAUUGCUGUACUAUGCCUGUAUUGUUAAAAGUAAUGCUCGCUUGCAGAGAUACCCUGAUCUGCGUUAGCUAGUUCAGUAUAAAAAGUUACUUUUUGUUGCAAAAAUGCCCUUAUUUAUAACAGCUACCUCAAAAUAAUAACUCUGGCAUUUUAAUGUGAGAAAUAAUAUUGUAUUUAUGAAAAGCAAUUAUAUUGUCAUAUAAUUAAUAAAAUAUGUGCUUGUGGUAAA
Messenger RNA from Xenia sp. Carnegie-2017, 1208 nucleotides. Its product is annotated as cleavage and polyadenylation specificity factor subunit 5-like. The coding region runs from base 73 to 789 and encodes 238 amino acids. Gene Ontology annotation, cellular component: mRNA cleavage factor complex. NCBI's taxonomy places the organism in Eukaryota, Metazoa, Cnidaria, Anthozoa, Malacalcyonacea, Xeniidae. Gene Ontology annotation, molecular function: mRNA binding. The record is from RefSeq and is a predicted model, not a curated record. The transcript is spliced from 9 exons.